Messenger RNA from Haliotis rufescens (red abalone), 884 nucleotides. RefSeq names its product AN1-type zinc finger protein 1-like. NCBI's taxonomy places the organism in Eukaryota, Metazoa, Mollusca, Gastropoda, Lepetellida, Haliotidae. The record is from RefSeq and is a predicted model, not a curated record. Gene Ontology annotation, biological process: cytoplasmic stress granule disassembly. Gene Ontology annotation, cellular component: cytoplasmic stress granule; cytoplasm. Gene Ontology annotation, molecular function: zinc ion binding. Bases 45 to 833 code for a protein of 262 amino acids. The transcript has 8 exons.
GAGGGAGCGCCUCCACAGUGUGGGGAGUUUGAAAGACUGUAAACAUGGCUGAGUUUCCUAACGUUGGAAAGCAAUGCAGUGUUGAAACUUGUAAACAAUUAGAUUUUCUUCCAUUUGAGUGUGAUGGAUGUGAAAAGAUAUAUUGCUCGGAUCACAGGACAAAGGAUGGACACAACUGCUCCCGCAUUUGUGUUAAAGGCAACACAGUGGAGUACACGGGGGAGAAGGGCUUCACAUGUGCCCUGGAGGACUGCAGCAACCGGGAACUCACCCCUGUCGUGUGUCCACAGUGUCGCAGGAGCUUCUGUCUCAGCCAUCGGCACCAGCAUGAUCACCGAUGUGAGAAACUGGAUCUAACGGUGAAGGUGUCGAAGACAGCAGAACAUGUCAAACAGAUACUUGAAUCAAAGAAAGGCACAAUUGGUCCUCCGAAGCACCGGGGCUCGAAGAAUCCGAAGAUGGCCGCUAAAGUUGCCUUGAUGAAGCUGAAGCAGCAUGCGGUGGGUGAGAAGGGGAUCCCGGAGUGUGAGAAGAUCCACCUCGCCGUCCAGCUGCCGGCGUCACACACACACAAGGCCAUGUAUUUCUCAAAGAAGUGGACAGUAGGCAGAAUGAUUGACUUCGCUGCAUCAAAAGCUGGUUUCACAAAUCUCAACAACACAGGAGCUGAGAAGAAGCUGCGCCUGUUCGUGUUGGACACUGGGGCGUUACUUCCGGUAGAGGUAUCUCUGGAAUCCCUCCUGGACGGGGAAGCUCAGCUGUACAAUGGGUCGUCAGUUGUAUUGGAGAAUGUAGCCCCUGACUGUCACAAUAUACACGACCUACCCUCAUAGCACUGCCAUGUUGUUCAUGUCAAUACAUUGUAAAUAAAUCAUGCUGAUGUU